CAAAAUAUAAUGAACAAAAAAGAAUUAGUGUUGCUAGUAAUUUAAUUUCUACAUUAAAAUAUAAAAGAUAAUGAAGUUUUAUUUCAAUAAUACUAUUUAUAAAUUUAUUGUAACUUCACCUUGGUAAAUGUUAUCAAAAUGGCUUCAUCGGCUGAGGACGACGACGGAAAGAACCGAUUAAAUAAUGAAAUAAAAGCUGAACCGACUUUAUUGGCAGUAAAUAAUGAUGAUGACAAGCAGAUUACGAAUCAGCGAAAUAAUAGACUGUCUAAUUUAAAAGGGGCUGCAUUCUUUACGUCUUUGACUACGGCUUCUCUUUUGUUUGGCUUUGGAACAACGGUAGCCAUGGCUAAGAAGAAAGACCCUGCCAUGUUUGCUAAGACCUUGAUACCCAGCCGAGAAUACCCUGUCACUGGACAUGCGUUUGCUGCUCGUGCACUUGCAUGGGGGACAUUAUAUUCAAUCUCUGGUGUCUCCCUUCUAACGUUUGCUGUGUGGAAAAUGCUUGGAGUUCACAAUUUGGUAGAAUUCCGAGAAAAAAUUCAAAGCCUGAUGCCAAAAGUUCCAAAAAAACAACCCCAAGAAGGUCGAACAGAAUUUAAAAAUCUAACAGAUUUGAUGCAGUAUAUAAUAGAUAUUGAUGCUGAGGAGAAGAAAAAAAAAUUAGCCAAAACCAAUUCUAAUGUCUCAGGAAGUUGAUUACGACAAGAAUGGUUGGUUUGGUUUUCAGUUCCAAAAUCUCAAUUUGGAAUAUUUGUUUUUAGAAAUUUGAUUUUAUUGAUGUGAAAAUUAAGUUUAUUAUUUGUACAAAAAUGAAACAUAUUCCAAGAAGAAUGCCACGUCAGAGACUGAAACUGAUCUCGUAUUUCUCUGCUAAUGAUUUCCAUCUAAAAAUAUACUCGUUAAUUUUAAUAAGGCUGUAAUUAACUUCAGUAAUGGGUUCUUACCAUCAUUGUAAAAGAAGAAGGGACCUGUAUACAGUUGUUUGACCUGACAGAAAUAUUUUCCAAAUCUCCCUCAAUGUUUUAAAAGAAACUCUUAGAUACAGAAGCCCAGGUCAAAGGUGAAACGCUUUUGAUAAUUUGGCUCAAUGAUCACUGAUAGAGCUCUACAGCAACAGAAGAUAUUACAUAACCUCAUUUAACUUUGGCUUGAGUGAUAUCCCAGGAAUCCAAAUUCUUGGCUAUCCCCACGUCAAGACUGGUCUUUAAGAAAGUCCCCUGAUACAGCAACUCCAGGUUCCUAUUCCUGGUAUAACUAGUGUUUUUAAGGGAUGCCUACAUCCUCACCAUUUAACGUCUCUAUUCCAUGCUAGCAUGGGUGGGACGGUACCACAAGAACCGGCCAGGCCAAAGCCUGCACCAGAACCUCUGUGAUAUAAACAGAGGAAGAUAGCAUUAGUUUAAUAUUGGUUACAUUUGUUCCAGUAGCAUGUUUCCCUCCAUAUAUAAGCUAUACGUUUCACCUUACAUAUAGAUGAUUAUCUCUGAUAAAUUACAUAAGAGCCAUAUAAGUUUACCCAUUGUUGAUUGGGAAGAAUGACAUUUCAUCUGACACUUACGACACUUUGCUAUUAUCCGUGAUAUGUGGGAGAGUUGUAUAGUAUUGCUUAUAUGCGGAGGGAGACAUACAACAACAACAAUAAUAAUAAUACUUUCUUUAUUGGUGACAAGGGCCCACACAAAAAACAAAAACAAACAAGGGACGGUGGGGUUUAGACGAUGCGUGUAAAUAGUAAAACAAUUAACAAUAGAAUUCAGACAAUUAAAUUCCCGAAAAGCGGGGGAAUCCAAACAGGAACUUCCAAGGAACCCCCACACACCCCAAUCACUCAGGGCACCCCUUUUCCCUUCACCCUCCCCAGCCUACAAGCGCAUACUUAGUGUAGGCUCACUCACACAGGACAUCCUGGCCACAUUCAUCCACCUUUCGAUGAACUUGGCAACGGCACCUCCCUCACCACCCUCACCUUUCUUUUCAGGUGGAACCUAAAAAAAAGGUAAUGGAUCUUUGGCCAAAGAGGAAAGUGCCUGUCUUCAGACGUGUCCACCACACAAACUCUUUUACCAUAGCCGCCAGACAGGGGAAAACUGCCUGACCUUCCUGGCUAAAGGGUGAUCUUCAUGAUGGACUCGGACGAUAGUCAGAUCCAUCCCACAUGCGGCCACAGCUGUUCAACAAAGCUCCACAAGUCAGCAGUGCUCAGGCACUAUAUGAGUGUGUGUAGGACAGGGGUCAUCACUCUGUGUGCAUCUCAGAUAGGACCAGCUGACUGCACUUCUAUAGAGCUUGUCUCAAACUGGUAGAGCACUGCCAGGCCAGCAAUUUCUGGAAAUUAUCCAUGGGCCCCUGCCUGAACAUUCUCUGGAAAAGACCACCCAACUAAUCAUCUGCAACACCCAGAGAUUCCCCCAGAAUGUCAUCGUUCUUGCCUUCCACUAAUCCCCUAUAGAACUCUUAAGAUGGAGCUUCCACCAACUGCUCAACUGGCUGAGAGCUGUGAGCACUUAGAGACACAAAGUGGUUUUGAAGUUUCCAGAUAUUUUCUCCAUUUCACUGUUGGUUUUUAUAUUUUCUGUGUCUUGUUUAUUAUCAAAGUACAAGGCUCACCAUCUGAGUCUGCGAAUGAAUUCAUUGGUUUUUGCUAUUAGUUCCUUCAAAUAAACAUUCUUAAGUGGUUUGGGUGUAUCCUUUAAAGAUGUAUCAAUUUCAAUUAUUCCCCAUUUUGCCAGUAUGGUCCUUUUAUAUAUUUAUACCAGAGCAAUAAAUAAAAGUUAGUUAUUAACUUCGAUUAGAGGUUGUGUUAACCUCAUGAAGGGAUGGUUUCAUCCAAGGAAAUACUGGUUCAAUCCCUAGUAUUUUAGGGAAAUUAAUUCCCUUAAAAAUAAUAGGUAUAUAUAUAUAAACAUAUACUUUAUAUUGAUAUAAAAGAAGAGAAAGAAAAUGGAGAUUGGGAAGUUAAUAAUCGUUUAUUAUUAACAGAAAAUUAAUCAUCAUCCAUUGCAGCUGUUUCAAUUUAUAUAUAUAUUAACUGGUUUAUGAAAAAAAUUAAUUCUUCUUUGUCAAAUUUAUUGGUAGUGCUAGAUAAGAUUCAUACUGCCUGUUUAUGAUAUCACAUCACGGAGUUUUCAUUCAUGCACAAAAAACAUUUUAACUUAAAUGUAAAAACUAAACAUAAGUAACCAAUAUCAUAUACCUGUAAGACAUAAAAUGUAAACGGAAUGGAAACAUAAUUGUGUAUCAAUUUAUUUAUCCUUUACUGGUAAUGUUAAAAAGAAAAGAUAAAUCAAGGCAAAAUGCACUGAAGCCAUAAAUUAUACAAGGAAAUGUUUCUUUCAAAGCCUCUCAAAAAGAGUCACUAGGGGCUUCUUAUGUAGCUCUGCGUUUGAGCUUGCAAUAAGGAUGUCAUCUAAGUAUGCAAAGACAAAAUCAAGGACCCCUGCACACAGUGGCCAUCAGGCGUUGGAAGGAUUGUGCUGCGUUUCUCAGCCCAAAGGGUGUACGUAGCAAUUCGUACAGACUGAACGGAGUGAUCACAGCGGUUUUCGGUACAUCGUAGUCUUGUACUGGUAUUUGGUGGUUUCCCCGGAUGAGGUCAACCUUGGAGAAAACCAAGCACCCAACUGGCUGGGCUGAAAAAUUUUGUAUGUUUGGAAUGGGGUAGCAGUCAGAUGUAUCUGCGU
This is a messenger RNA of Octopus bimaculoides (California two-spot octopus), 3683 nucleotides long. RefSeq names its product transmembrane protein 242. The record is from RefSeq and is a predicted model, not a curated record. NCBI's taxonomy places the organism in Eukaryota, Metazoa, Mollusca, Cephalopoda, Octopoda, Octopodidae.